AUGGGGUCGCAGACGCUGCAGAUCCUCCGGCAGGGGGUGUGGGCCGCGCUCAGCGGGGGCUGGUACUACGACCCGCACCAGGCCACCUUCGUGAACGCGCUGCACCUCUACCUGUGGCUCUUUCUGCUCGGCCUGCCCUUCACCCUCUACAUGGCUCUUCCUUCUUCCAUGAUUAUCGUAGCAGUUUACUGUCCUGUGAUAGCCGCUGUUUUCGUUGUUCUGAAAAUGGUCAACUACCGACUCCACAGAGCCCUGGACGCCGGAGAAGUCGUAGAGAGGAACGCGCGUGAGUUCCCGGAUCAGCGAGCCAAGGCUGAGCAAGGCAACUGUUCAACCAGAAGAAAAGACAGUAACGGACCGAGCGAUCCUGGUGGAGGGAUUGAAAUGUCUGAGUUCAUUCGAGAGGCCACACCUCCAGUUGGUUGCAGUUCAAGAAAUUCUUACGCUGGCCUAGAUCCAAGCAACCAGAUUGGAUCUGGUUCCUCUCGUCUUGGAACAGCAGCAACUAUUAAAGGAGAUACAGACACCGCUAAGACUUCUGAUGAUAUCAGUUUAAGUCUGGGCCAGAGCUCUAGUCUUUGUAAGGAAGGAAGUGAAGAACAAGAUCUGGCAACUGAUCGGAAGCUCUUCCGUCUGGUCUCCAAUGAUUCCUUCAUCUCCAUUCAGCCUUCCUUAUCCUCCUGUGGGCAGGACUUACCAAGGGACUUCAGUGACAAAGUGAGCUUGCCGAGUCACAGCCACCACCACCACAUCGAUCAGUCUCUGUCCAAUGCUUGUGAUACGGAAGUAGCUUCUCUCGUCCCUUUACAUUCACACUCUUACAGAAAAGAUCACCGGCCACGAGGGGUACCACGGACUUCGAGCUCUGCAGUGGCUUUCCCAGACACUUCCCUGAAUGACUUCCCCCUCUAUCAGCAAAGACGGGGCUUGGAUCCAGUGAGCGAGUUAGAAUCUUCCAAGCCUCAUUCUGGUUCCAAAGAAUCCUUGGUGGAAAAUUCUUGUUUGUCUGGGGAAUUUCAGCUUGUUGGUGAGCUGAAAAACAGUAAUUCUCAGCCGCCUCCCAGAAGUGGGAAGAGCAAACCUUUGAAGGCAGACAAAAGCAUGGACAGCUUGAGGAGCCUGAGCACGCGGAGUAGCGGGUCAACAGAGAGCUACUGCAGCGGGACGGACCGUGACACCAACAGUACGGUCAGCAGCUACAAAAGCGAGCAGACCAGCUCAACGCACAUCGAGAGCAUCCUGUCGGAGCAUGAGGAGUCUCCCAGAGGAGGAAAGAAGGGUGGCAGGAAGAAAGAGGGUUGUGCGGACCCUGAGGACAAGAGCAGCUGUACCAGUGACAAAAGGACUAGCAGCGAAAAGACCGCCGUGGGAGUGAGUACCAACAGAGGGCUUCAAGAGCCCAAGGAGUCCCGUACCUCCGAUGACGUGCACAAUCAGAGAGGCCUCAGCACCUCUGCGUCCGAAGAGGCCAAUAAAAAUCCCCACGCGAACGAGGUCACGUCACAGGAGGACAAACCACUUGAGAAAACUGCCGAAGACAAAGAGGAGCAGAGUGAGAAGUCUGCUGUUCCAGGGGACACCAAAGUUGCUAAAGACAGUAGUGGAAAGCAAAAGGAAGGGGACGUCCGGCCCAAGUCGUCGGGCUUGAUCCACCGGACAGCCUCUGCCCAUAAAUCAGGCCGGAGACGGACAGGGAAAAAACGGGCCAGCAGCUUCGAUUCAAGUCGGCACAGGGACUAUGUUUCCUUCCGAGGUGUUGCUGGCACAAAGCCACACAGUGCUAUAUUCUGUCACGACGAGGACUCGAGUGACCAAAGUGACUUGAGCAGAGCGUCGAGUGUCCAGUCCGCCCACCAGUUCAGCAGCGAUAGCUCUUCUAGCACCACUUCUCAUUCGUGUCGGUCUCCCGAGGGCAGGUACAGUGCCCUGAAGACCAAACCCGUCCCUAAAGAAAGGGGCGCUGACUCCGAUCAUGCACACAAAGCCCACCUGGGUCCUGACGGAGCUGGCAAAAAGCGGACGGCACGUCGGACUUCCAGCACAAACAGUGCCAAGACUCGGGCCCGGGUGCUGAGCCUGGACAGUGGCACGGUGGCGUGUUUGAAUGACGCCAACAGGCUGAUGGCGCCCGAAAGUAUAAAACCCUUAACCACUUCAAAAUCAGAUCUCGAGGCCAAAGAGGGAGAGGUGCUAGAUGAGCUGUCUUUAUUGGGCCGGGCUUCCCAGUUAGAGACGGUCACUCGGUCCAGGAAUAGCUUGCCAAGCCCGGUUGCGUUUCCUGAAGGCGAGGAGCAAGAUGCAGGCGGAGGAGCGGCACAGGCCAGCGAGGAGGCAGUGUCCUUUCGCCGCGAACGCAGCACAUUUAGGCGCCAGGCAGUUCGGCGCCGGCACAAUGCAGGGAGUAACCCUACCCCUCCUACAUUGCUCAUCGGAUCACCCCUAAGCCUUCAAGAUGGUCAGCAAGGCCCGCAGUCCACAGCCCAGGUCAAAGUCCAGUCCCGCCCCCCUUCCCAGGCUGCAGUGCUCAGUGCUAGUGCGUCCUUGCUGGUGAGAAAUGGGAGUAUCCACUUAGAAGCCUCACAUGACAAUGCAUCUGCUGUAGGCGGCAGCAGUUUGCACGAUGAACUUGGUAAGUUCUCUUCUACGCUUUAUGAGACUGGUGGCUGUGAUAUGUCACUUGUGAAUUUUGAACCAGCAGCAAGAAGAGCAUCCAAUAUCUGUGACACGGAUUCUCAUGUAUCCAGUUCUACCUCAGUUCGAUUUUAUCCACAUGAUGUGCUCUCUCUUCCGCAGAUUCGAUUGAACAGACUAUUGACCAUCGAUACAGAUUUGUUGGAGCAACAAGACAUUGAUCUAAGCCCUGACUUGGCAGCUACUUAUGGGCCAACAGAAGAAGCUGCUCAAAAGGUCAAACACUAUUACCGCUUUUGGAUCUUACCCCAGCUGUGGAUCGGCAUUAACUUUGACAGACUCACACUUCUGGCCCUGUUUGAUAGAAAUCGUGAAAUUCUGGAAAAUGUGUUAGCUGUCAUCCUGGCUAUUCUUGUGGCUUUUUUGGGAUCUAUUCUUCUCAUACAAGGCUUCUUCAGAGAUAUCUGGGUCUUCCAGUUCUGCCUAGUGAUAGCCAGCUGUCAAUACUCACUGCUGAAGAGUGUUCAACCAGAUUCUUCUUCUCCCAGACACGGCCAUAAUCGUAUCAUUGCCUACAGUAGACCAGUUUAUUUCUGUUUGUGUUGUGGUCUUAUUUGGCUCUUGGAUUAUGGUAGCAGAAACCUUACUACAACCAAGUUCAAAUUAUAUGGAAUAACUUUCACUAAUCCUCUGGUGUUUAUAUCAGCCAGGGAUUUAGUUAUAGUGUUUACACUCUGUUUCCCAAUAGUAUUUUUCAUUGGUCUCCUGCCUCAGGUGAAUACAUUUGUAAUGUACCUUUGUGAGCAAUUGGAUAUUCAUAUCUUUGGUGGUAAUGCCACUACAAGCUUGCUUGCAGCACUUUACAGUUUCAUCUGCAGCAUUGUGGCAGUUGCCUUACUGUAUGGAUUAUGUUAUGGCGCUUUAAAGGAUUCCUGGGAUGGCCAGCAUAUUCCAGUACUUUUCUCCGUUUUUUGUGGUUUGUUAGUGGCAAUAUCCUAUCAUCUCAGCCGACAAAGCAGUGAUCCAUCUGUACUUUUCUCUUUGGUGCAAUCCAAGAUUUUUCCAAAAACAGAAGAGAAAAAUCCAGAAGACCCUCUGUCUGAAGUAAAAGACCCACUGCCUGAAAAACUUAGAAAUUCUGUUAGUGAGCGUUUACAGUCUGACCUGGUAGUAUGCAUCGUAAUUGGUGUGCUAUAUUUUGCUAUUCACGUAAGCACAGUGUUCACAGUGUUGCAGCCUGCUCUCAAGUAUGUGUUGUAUGCAUUGGUCGGCUUUGUGGGUUUUGUAACCCAUUAUGUGCUGCCUCAGCUUAGGAAACAGCUGCCAUGGCACUGCUUCUCCCACCCUCUGCUGAAGACCGUGGAGUACAACCAGUACGAAGUUCGGAAUGCAGCCACUAUGAUGUGGUUUGAGAAACUUCACGUGUGGCUUCUUUUUGUGGAGAAGAAUAUCAUCUAUCCAUUGAUUGUUCUCAAUGAACUCAGUAGCAGUGCAGAAACAAUUGCUAGUCCAAAAAAACUGGAUACAGAAUUAGGUGCUUUAAUGAUCACCAUUGCUGGUCUGAAGUUGCUACGAUCCUCUUUUAGCAGCCCUACAUAUCAGUAUGUUACAGUCAUCUUUACUGUGCUCUUUUUCAAAAUUGACUAUGAAGCAUUUUCAGAGACCAUGCUGUUGGAUCUCUUCUUCAUGUCCAUACUCUUCAACAAGCUUUGGGAACUCCUUUAUAAGUUGCAGUUUGUAUAUACUUACAUUGCGCCCUGGCAAAUUACAUGGGGUUCUGCUUUCCAUGCUUUUGCUCAGCCCUUUGCCGUGCCCCAUUCAGCCAUGUUGUUUGUUCAGGCUGCUGUAUCCGCCUUUUUUUCUACUCCACUAAAUCCCUUUCUGGGAAGUGCAAUAUUCAUCACUUCAUAUGUUCGACCUGUGAAAUUCUGGGAGAGAGACUAUAACACAAAACGGGUGGAUCAUUCAAAUACCAGAUUGGCUUCCCAGCUUGAUAGAAAUCCAGGAUCAGAUGACAACAAUCUGAAUUCCAUCUUUUAUGAGCAUUUAACCAGAUCCCUACAACACAGUCUCUGUGGUGAUUUGCUCCUAGGACGAUGGGGAAAUUACAGUACAGGCGACUGUUUCAUUCUUGCCUCUGACUACCUCAAUGCAUUAGUACACCUUAUAGAGAUAGGCAAUGGGUUGGUCACUUUCCAGCUGCGGGGACUUGAAUUCAGAGGUACUUACUGUCAACAACGGGAAGUGGAGGCCAUUACUGAAGGCGUUGAAGAAGAUGAAGGAUUUUGCUGUUGUGAACCUGGACAUAUUCCUCAUGUGCUUUCAUUUAAUGCUGCGUUUAGCCAGCGCUGGCUAGCUUGGGAAGUGAUCGUCACUAAGUAUAUUCUGGAGGGUUAUAGUAUCACUGACAACAGUGCUGCCUCUAUGCUCCAAGUCUUUGACCUUCGGAAAGUACUCACCACUUACUAUGUCAAGGGUAUCAUUUAUUAUGUUACAACUUCUUCUAAACUGGAGGAGUGGCUAGCCAAUGAGACAAUGCAGGAAGGACUACGUCUGUGUGCAGAUCGAAAUUAUGUUGAUGUGGACCCAACAUUUAACCCAAACAUCGAUGAAGACUAUGACCAUCGACUGGCUGGCAUAUCUAGAGAGAGUUUUUGUGUGAUUUACCUCAACUGGAUAGAGUACUGCUCUUCCCGAAGAGCAAAGCCACUGGAUGUAGACAAAGAUUCAUCCCUAGUGACUCUUUGUUACGGACUUUGUGUUCUGGGACGGAGAGCUCUGGGGACCGCAUCCCACCAUAUGUCCAGUAAUUUAGAGUCAUUCCUCUAUGGAUUGCAUGCCCUAUUUAAGGGAGAUUUCCGUAUUUCUUCAAUUCGAGAUGAAUGGAUCUUCGCUGACAUGGAAUUGCUAAGGAAAGUAGUCGUCCCGGGAAUCCGCAUGUCCAUUAAACUUCAUCAGGAUCAUUUCACUUCUCCAGAUGAGUAUGACGACCCUACUGUGCUCUACGAAGCCAUUGUGUCUCAUGAAAAGAACCUCGUAAUAGCCCAUGAAGGGGACCCUGCAUGGCGGAGUGCGGUCCUCGCCAACUCUCCCUCCCUUCUUGCUCUGCGGCAUGUCAUGGAUGACGGCACCAAUGAAUACAAGAUCAUCAUGCUCAAUAGACGCUACCUGAGCUUCAGGGUCAUUAAGGUUAAUAAGGAAUGCGUUCGAGGUCUUUGGGCAGGACAACAGCAAGAGCUUGUGUUUCUACGUAACCGUAACCCAGAGAGAGGUAGCAUCCAGAAUGCCAAACAAGCUCUGAGAAACAUGAUAAACUCAUCUUGUGACCAACCUAUUGGCUACCCAAUCUUUGUCUCACCCCUGACGACUUCUUACUCUGACAGCCAUGAACAGCUGAAAGAAAUCCUUGGGGGACCUAUCAGUUUGGGAAAUAUCAGAAACUUCAUAGUGUCAACCUGGCACAGGUUAAGGAAAGGCUGUGGGGCCGGCUGUAACAGCGGGGGCAAUAUUGAAGAUUCUGACACUGGAGGCGGACUGUCCUGCACUAGCAACAAUGCAGUGAGCGCCAGUGACCCCCACAGCAGUGUGUCCCAGGGAAGCACUGGAAAUCCAGGGCAAGGGUCAGGAGCCGGACUCCAUCCACCGGUCACAUCUUAUCCUCCAGCACUAGGCACUAGCCACAGCUCCCACUCCGUGCAGUCCAGCCUGGUCAGACAGUCCCCCGCUCGCGCCUCAGUGGCCAGCCAGUCCUCUUACUGCUACAGCAGCCGGCACUCGUCCCUCCGGAUGUCCACCACGGGAUUUGUGCCUUGUCGGCGCUCUUCCACGAGUCAGAUAUCGCUUCGAAACUUACCGUCCUCCAUCCAGUCCCGCCUCUCCAUGGUGAACCAGAUGGAGCCUUCCGGUCAGAGCGGCCUGGCCUGUGUGCAGCACGGCCUGCCUUCGUCCAGCAGCUCCAGCCAGAGCAUCCCGGCCUGCAAACAUCACACUCUCGUGGGCUUUCUUGGGACCGAGGGAGGUCAGAGCAGUGCCACUGACGCCCAGCCAGGCAACACCUUAAGUCCUGCCAAUAAUUCACACGCCAAAAGGGGGGAAGUGAUUUACAGAGUCCAAAUUGUAGAUCCCAGUCAAAUUCUGGAUGGGAUCAACCUGUCAAAAAGGAAGGAGCUGCAGUGGCCUGAUGAGGGUAUUCGGUUAAAAGCUGGGAGAAACAGCUGGAAAGACUGGAGUCCUCAGGAGGGCAUGGAAGGCCAUGUGAUUCACCGAUGGGUGCCUUGCAGCAGAGAUCCAGGUACUAGAUCCCACAUCGACAAGACAGUACUGCUGGUCCAGAUUGAUGAUAAAUACGUGACUGUGAUAGAAACUGGGGUACUAGAACUUGGGGCUGAAGUGUGAGCCAGUGUCGGAUGACUGCGGUUCUUUGCCCUCUCCGUUCCAAGCCGUUGGAAGAAGAGAGGAGAGCGUGGAAGGUGCCUGCAGGUAUCCCUCGGCUCCGGUAGGGGAGAGACGGGGACGGAGAGCGGGCUUGGUUCUGCGCCUCGCCUUCGUCCUUCACGCCGACUCCUGUCACUGUCUCCAUCCCCAAAUAAAGCUGAAAUAUUUUUUUAAGUUAGCUGCCGAGAAAACAUUCUGCAUGAAGGAUAAAGUUCUGUUAAAAAUACAUCCUUAAAGAAAGUUUUUUCCUAUGUAUUGCCUAUGCUUUACAUCAACAAACUCUUCAUUUCUAAACUAUGAUCUCAUAUUUUUCUAAUUUCUUUGCCAAAAAUAAUUGCCAUGUUUUGUCACAGAACAUGAAAUCCAUUUACCUUGAUUUUUAAGAACAGACCAGUGUAGAAACCUUCAGUUUGACAUUUAGCCGUCUGAACGUUUAAUGUACAGCGAAAGAGACUAUGAACAGACAUAGAUUUAUCUUACUCCUUGAGCGCUAAAAACUUUAUUGAGAAAACUGCACUAAUUUUUUACAACAAUGCACUAAAGUCUGAGAUUUCUCAGAACGUUUAUUUAUAUAUAAAAAUAAAAUACCAUUAUUUAAAUUGCCUUUGGGAUUAAGCCCUUCCCUUUCCCUAAAACAUACAUAGCAGGAACUGUGCUGCUCCUUUUCUGUUAGAGUCUGUACUUCAUGCCAGUCCACUGGGUGUUUCCUUUAAAAGCUCACUAGAUUGGAAGACACUCUUAGCUUCGCCUUUGGCAUUCCCCAGCGAUAACAGCGCAUCGGUCCUGUGAACACUACUGCCAGCUCCUGUGUCCACAUGUCAGAUGAGCCCCAGCACCGCGUGUGCCCCAGGCCCUCAGCUUCUCUGCACUUGGGGCAAGCUCUGCCGGGGUCCGUUCUGGGAAGAAAAUAUUUUUGUUUUUCAAAGACGAAGAUGAACAUCCAGGAAUUUAAAGAAAGAAUUGAUUGCUUUUCUUUUAAGAGGUAUUAGCUCUUGAAGGGACUCACAUGCAGUUCAGUUAAUCAAGUAAAAUUUUUUCAAGCGAAAUUCUCCAAAUGGUGCAGUUCUGAUUGUUACAUCCCUCUCUAAAUAACCUUGCCUUUUAUUUGCUCCUGUCUUCUUUUUCUAUUACUUGAAUUUUAUUUCCUGUAAUUUAUAGUAUAUAGGUGUAAUUUGAGAUAUUUAUAACUGUGAAAUUGACUUAAUAUGUUGUCUCAUAAAUUUUAUUGGUUUUUUUUUUUUUUUAAAAAUCUGUGUAUUCAGGGAAAUCUAUAAUUCACAUUUACAAUCGGGCUGGGUGGAAACUGCAGUUUAGAUUUAAUUUCCAACUUUAGGCAUUUUUUAGAGCCUCCAAAAAACUUUCCCCUUUUGGGUGAAACUCCAAAGACGACUCUGUGUCUCGUGUGAGCAUUUAGGAGCAGCCAUCUUUCUACCCCGCUGCGAGUAGGCGGUGAAAAGGAGCAGGUGAAAUUGAUUUUAGUCGUACAGUUGAGCGGAUCUAGCGCGCCCGAAGUGUUCCUCGUUCAGCGCGUGGCACUAGCCAGAUUCCCAGUACGCACUGGCCACACGUGCCUGGCGGCUCCCGCAUCGGACGCCAACACUUCAGUAGAAGGGAGGAAAACUGAGGAAAUCAGUAGCUAAGAAUACACCACCCGACUGCAUUUUCGUCUGUAAGGCCCUUUUCUAAUUAAAAAUUUUUGUGGUAAUUCAGAACCCAGUGUGCCUCGUGCUGAUGUUUCCAUACUUCACACUUCGCCAAAUUUACUGUUUAAAAACAUUUGUUGAGUGAUUUCCUGAACCUUUGCACAAAGGGUACCUUUGCUAAAUUGACCAAUUAAAAUGUAUUUUCCUGAUAACUGUCGUGACAUUCUGUAUUCCGUAUUUGCCUCAUUUUGGCAAAUCUGCAGCACGUCAUUAAGGUUCAGGCUGUUAAUUUUUUUUCUUCUGAAACUGAAUAUAUAUGAUCUGUCUAACCAUCUAUGUUUAUUUAAGAUAUUCUCAAAGGAGUUAUGAUUCCCGCUGCUUGUUCUCUUUCUGAAAUGAAUAUGAUCUUUUCGUGGCCAUUACCUAAAUGGGAAGAUAAGUGGAGCCCUUUCAGUCUUAAGUAGAAGAUAAUUCAUUUUCCUACACGGGGGAAAGAAAAUCUAAGCUUCAGGUGAUUCAGUCAGAAGAGUUAGAAUUAUUUGUAUUCCUAACCUCGUACCCCCAAUUUUUAAACACAUUGCAUACUCUAAAAAUGCAAGACUAGAUUUUAUACAAAACAUAUAUAUUGCAUCUUGAUUUGGGGUAGUACCUAUGGACUUUCAUCUCAAAGCAAGUCGAAUUUUAUUAUCAGAUAGCCCUUCCGUGAAUUUAUCAAUUAGGAACCCCUAACAGGAGCCCUGUUCUUGUUUUUUUAAGUCUAAAACUGAUAGUCUUUUGAAAGUCAAAAUACUUUUCUAAUAAUUAUGUCAGAGGAAGCAGUGAUCAUUGAAGGAAAGGUUCUUAACAAUAAUUGGACCUGAGUGAUUACAUACAUAUAUACAUGCUUCCAUUAAGUAAUUGAUCGUACUGUCUUAUUCUCCCUCCCAGCCCACCUUGGAGAACAGUGAGCUGUUUGUCAAGAUUCCCCAAUUAACUUUCUUCAUUUAGUGUGGAAGACUCGAGUAUACAUAUGCUAGUGUUUUUAGUUCAUAAUUGCCAAAACUUUCAGAGUUCCAUAAUUAGAAAAUAAAAAUAUGGAAUUAAAAUACUAGCUUUUUACACAUUUCUCUUAAACAGAGUUUCAUUGGUAUCUCUCUCGUCUUUUUCUUGUUUGAUUUUGUUUUUCCUUCUUUUGAGAGAGAGUCCUGGAGUAGAUUAUAAAUUGUUAGCUUUUCCCCCCUUAUUUCUUCUCAUUCAGUGGCAAAAAUCACUUUAUAACUCAAAAUUAAGCUUUUAGUUAAUCUUCCAGCAUAUAACUUUGGUGUGAGCCCUCUUUUUGCACCACUUUAAAUACUUGAUAAAACUUUAAAUGUUCACUUUUUUCUAAAGUAUUCUUAAUUUUCCAAGAGUCUAGAUUCAUGUAAGCUGUUGAUAGCUAAGGGGCUUGGGAGAGUAGGUGGUGAGGCUGUGUAUUUUUCAGGUAAGAGGAAAUUAAUUACCUUUCAGGAAAUUAAUGAACAGACUUCAUCAGUGUUCUUCAUUCUUUGAGUUUCUAUUAUAGGAAGAUGAGCUUCCAUUAGAUUUGAAGUAGUUUUAAAAAUAUUUCAAGUAUAUCUGAGAUACUUCUACUAAUCCUCGAAACAGAGAUAGUCAAUGUUUCUAUCCUAAGUAAGGUGUGGAAAAUUACUCUGUGUACCAAAUGUCAGGCAAUGAAAACAGCAAGUUUUUACGUAGAGACCAAGCUCAUUAGGGAGAUGUGUCUUUCUUCCCGAGUUGCUUUAUUUUUCUAUCUUCUAACAAUAUAUUAAAAAAAAAAAAAAAAAAAAGCCUCUGAUCUAAGCAAGGGUAGCUUAGCCUUAAUAAAUUCCACUUUGCUUCCGAGCAGCGUCCUUCUGCCUGUGCUUAGAAACUCUUCGUUUGGCAGAUUGUUGCAUUGAGUCCCUCAUCCAGAACAAGGUCUUUCAACUGAGGAUUUGCCCAGGGUCUAAAAUUAUCUUCUUCUUUUAGUUAACUUUCAAAACUCUUUCCUUCUAAAUAAAUGACUUGAGAAAAAGAUACCUUAGUAAUUUUGCUUGAGAAGUCUUUGAAUUUAUGUUUACAAGCUAUUGAACUACAAACUGCUGCCCAGAUUCAUUACUUUUUGUUUAUCUUCCUCAUUCUUCCAUUAAUAUAGACAGUCCCCCACCCUUUUGUUUAAGCCCUCAGGCUUCAUUCUUAUUCUUUUCUGUAGUGUAAUAUCAUCACGCAAACUUACUUUACCUGGACACAGACCCAGUCCAUUUUCCUUUGAUAUGAUAAAUUGUUCAGGUAAGGUAUACAAAAUCAAUUUUUAUUCCAGAGGCUUUUCUUGUAAUUCUAAAAUGAGUGGAAAAACAAUGUCAAUCAAGGCGAAAAUGGUACAUGGAACCUGUAAAUGGCCUAUGAACUUUUGGUUUCAGUCUCAUGUGGAAAUUGAGUUUUAUUGAUCUAGAGAAAGAGGAAAAUCAGAUAGGACCAUGUAUUUGUGCAGCAUAAGUUUUAAUAUCACAUUGGUCAUCUGUAGGGGUUUUUACCUAAGUAUUUAAAAACCAGCCUCUCACUUCUUCAUUUCUCUAUUGAAAAAAUCUGGUUGGUAUACACCUAGGACUUCUCAUUUUUAACUUGUGAAAUGUUUAGGUAAGAACUGUGACUGGAAAGGAAUUAAUUAUUAUACAAAUAGAUCUGGUAGGUAUGUGAGUGGAGCAUUAAUUUUGCUUGAAACAAGUAUAUUUGCUGCUUUGAAUCACCUCAGCAGAGUCAUCUGUCAAGAAGUAUGUAUGAUAAGAAUUUCUCCUUACUGCCUAUCGGCCACAUGUUCUUUCUGACGUAGAGUAGAUAAGUUCUGUUUGCGAGCUAGACUUUAAUAUCUGCCAUUUUAUGGAAGCAACGCAACGUUCUUUCGGGGCACGAGAGCCGAUGGGGGAACUUCAUCGCGAGGUUACAUGACCACUCUGUCCUAAGACUUAUACCUAUUAUAUAGGGUCAGAACUUUUUCUUAUGCCUCAGCUCUGCACCUGACGAUUUAUGACUCGGUGGGGCCACACUAGAAGAACAACAGUCGUGUAAGAUGGUGGGAGGGUCGGAUGCUCGGGUGUUGCUCUCACAGGUGACGUGGUGCCCUGGAUUCCAAACAGAGUAGCAGGUAGAAAAUGAGAUGGCUGCUCCAGAUGACUCCUGGGUUUAGUGUGACUGUGGUUAAACAAGAUUUUUUAAUAUGUGAAGCUUGAUUCUACAACCAAAAUAACAAAAAUGUGGGGGAAAUCAUGUCUGCUUAUGCUUUUUAAAGCUUUCAGUUUAAGUAAAAAUAAAUUGUAAAAACUGAUUAAGCCUAUACAAUGAGCUCUGCAUGAGGAAAUGGAAGGAAGAAGACUCACAGUGGUUCAGGAAGAUCUGUGUGAGGAAGGAAAAUGGGUUUCCCUUUUCUGAUCAUGGGCUCUGAAAGCAUUCAUUGCCUUUACCAGCAUUCAGUAUAAACCAGAGAUAAGAAUACAUGUACUUGCGUGGGUCUGUGAGUGUGUGUGCGUCUGAGUGUUUGUUAUUCUAAAUAGCUUGUAAAUAUUGUAGUUGUUUAAAAUGGAAAAUAAAAGCUGAGAUUGUUUUUUUUUCUUUGCAAAUAUAUUGCAUCAAAAAUACAGUAUUGACAGUGGAUAAAACACUGUGGAAAUAAAUUUUUUUUCAUUUUGC
Molecule: messenger RNA, 12389 nt
Organism: Neogale vison (American mink)
Lineage: Eukaryota; Metazoa; Chordata; Mammalia; Carnivora; Mustelidae
Gene: PCNX1
Product: pecanex 1
Exons: 36
Coding region: 1-7026 (2341 amino acids)
Cellular component (GO): membrane
Source: RefSeq, a predicted model, not a curated record